Polyodon spathula (Mississippi paddlefish) is the source of this 2334-nucleotide messenger RNA. It is a transcript of the gene ap1m2, whose product is annotated as adaptor related protein complex 1 subunit mu 2. Lineage: Eukaryota; Metazoa; Chordata; Actinopteri; Acipenseriformes; Polyodontidae. Gene Ontology annotation, biological process: vesicle-mediated transport; intracellular protein transport. Gene Ontology annotation, cellular component: clathrin-coated vesicle; clathrin adaptor complex. Gene Ontology annotation, molecular function: clathrin-cargo adaptor activity. The transcript is spliced from 13 exons. The record is from RefSeq and is a predicted model, not a curated record. Bases 173 to 1447 code for a protein of 424 amino acids.
UUGAUCCACCCGGCCUCCCGUAUGCUAUUCAGCUGAGCUAAUAAAUAUCGAUACAGCAGCCCAGUCCAUUCAUUGAUAUGAUCCGCAUAGAAAACGACCCCGAUUCAAACCGAAACGGCGAGGCAGGGAGAAAGACCGGCCGGGGGGGCAGAUAACCGAAGUAUAAGUUAGGAUGUCGGCUUCCGCGGUGUUCAUUCUGGAUCUGAAAGGCAAGGUGCUGAUCAGUCGGAAUUACAAAGGAGACGUCGACACCACGGAGAUUGACCACUUCCUGCCUCUGCUGACGCAACAGGAAGAGGAGGGGCUAGCCUGCCCGCUCCUCUCGCACGGGAAAGUGCACUUCCUGUGGAUCAGGCACAGUAACCUCUACUUGGUGGCUCUCACCAUGAAGAACUCCAACGCCUCCCUGGUUUACUCCUUCCUCUACAAGAUAGUCGAGGUCUUCACUGGGUACUUCAAGGAGCUGGAGGAGGAGAGUAUCAGGGAUAACUUCGUGGUGGUUUACGAGCUGCUGGAUGAGCUCAUGGACUUCGGCUUUCCCCAGACGACCGACAGCCAAAUCCUGCAGGAGUACAUCACUCAGGAAGGGAACAAGCUGGAGGUCGCCAAGCAGCGCGUUCCCAACACCGUGACCAACGCCGUGUCCUGGCGCUCCGAGGGCAUCAAGUACAAGAAGAACGAGGUCUUCAUCGACGUCAUCGAGUCCGUCAACCUGCUGGUGAACGCCAACGGGAACGUGCUGAGCAGCGACAUCGUGGGCAGCGUCAAGCUGAAGGUGAUGCUGUCAGGGAUGCCAGAGCUCAGACUGGGGCUCAAUGACCGGGUCCUUUUCGGGCUCACCGGCCGAGACAAAGGCAAGUCGGUGACGAUGGAAGACGUCAAGUUCCACCAGUGCGUGCGACUGUCCCGUUUCGAGAACGACCGCACCAUCUCCUUCAUCCCUCCCGACGGAGACUCCGAACUCAUGUCGUACCGCAUCAACACACACGUAAAACCGUUGGUCUGGAUCGAGUCUGUGAUUGAGAAAUUCUCCCACAGCCGAGUUGAAAUCAUGGUGAAGGCGAAGGGUCAGUUUAAGAAGCAGUCGGUCGCCAACAACGUUCAGAUCUCGGUGCCGGUUCCGAGCGACGUGGACUCACCGCGGUUCAAAACCAGCGUGGGCAGCGCCAAGUACGUGCCGGAGAAGAACGUGGUGAUCUGGACCAUCAAAUCAUUCCCAGGUGGGAAGGAGUUUCUCAUGAGAGCUCAUUUCGGACUGCCCAGUGUGGACAAGGACGAGCUGGAGGGGAGACCGCCCAUCACCGUUCAGUUCGAGAUCCCCUACUUCACUGUGUCUGGGAUCCAGGUGCGAUACAUGAAAAUCAUAGAGAAGAGUGGCUACCAGGCUCUGCCCUGGGUCAGAUACAUCACUCAGAGUGGAGAUUACCAGCUCAGAACAAACUCCUAAACCUCUCGACUCAAGGAACCAGGGUGCAAUUCUAGAGCCGAGUUCAAGUGCCUUUUCUUGCAGUACGAAUUUCAAUACCAAACCCAGUUUGUGAUUUUAUACUUUUUAUAUAUAAUAGCGACAGCUUUUGUUUUUUUUUUUUUUUGUUUUUCUAAUAUCAUUGCAACACUCCUCCAAAAUAAGGACCUCUCCUGGCCUCGCUGUUGCAAAGUGAAGGGGUGGUCUUUCCACUGCUAGACCCCCCCAGAUCGGACCCUUCAGCUACCCUCUGCCAGUCCUGUUGUGCUUGCUUGACCCUGUACAGUAACUCCUAGAACAGAAGAAGGAGGCUCCUAUUAAAAGUGACUCAUCGUAUAUUUGCACGGCCCUUUAGAAAUCUGACCUCUCACUUUUGCCAUUACAUUUAUUGUGCAAUAUAAUAUAACCACGUUAACAAUUCUAGGGCAACGGCUUAAAAAGACGACACAGAAUAAUUGCACUUAUCAUAAAUAUGUAAGGGAAGCUUGUGUUGUGUGUGUGUUUUUUUUUUUAAGAGUUAUACCAAAUGUGGGUGGUGGUAGAUGGUCUGGUCUUCUAGUUGAACCCCACGACGCAUCUUCAGGUUCAGCACAGAGAGAAGAACGAGAGGGCGUGCGUGGGGCCCCAGUAGAGUUCAGCACAGGAGGUGGGAAGCCUUGUUUUACACACAGAGUUAGAAAUGCAUGGAACAGCCCACCGGGCUGGUAAGAUUUAAAACGCUGGGAGCAUUUCAAUAGAAGACUAGAUUCUGUGCGAAAGAAAGGAUGGUUUUAAACACAGUGGAAGUGAACGUAUGCUGUGCAGCAUAUACCUGGGAAAGAAUGAAUUUUACAAGAUAAAAAAAUAAAAAAUAAAAUUAAUAAUAAAAA